This is a messenger RNA of Boleophthalmus pectinirostris (great blue-spotted mudskipper), 1443 nucleotides long. RefSeq lists its product as uncharacterized. The transcript has 4 exons. NCBI's taxonomy places the organism in Eukaryota, Metazoa, Chordata, Actinopteri, Gobiiformes, Gobiidae. The record is from RefSeq and is a predicted model, not a curated record. Bases 415 to 1443 code for a protein of 342 amino acids.
GUCUGGGAACUUGUCAACUGCAUGCACCAAGAUGAGGUCACAGGUAUUAUAAGAAAAGAAAAAAACAUCUUGAGGCUUGGAGAAUAUUUAUAUAUGAAACAUGGUCAUGAUUAUACCAAACAUUAAUACAUUCGACAAAAAAUGCGCGAAGUUGGUAGGCUACUUAAGCAAUCCCAAAAAAUUGGAAAAUUAAAACAACUGGAAGACUUUUUUGUACCCAGCAACUUUAAUUUUGUUAUUGAUGCAGUCAGGCAGGUGGCUGGCUUUAAUGAAGAAACCAAUGUGUACAAGACGCCAUCUUUGGCAUUGAAACUUGGCCAUAGUCUGAAAAAGAUUGCAGACAUACUUGAAUGUAAUGCCAAAAUGAAUACGUGUGUGAAUGAAACAUUUCUGAAAGAUCUUGAAUGAAGCCGAAUGCUGUAUAACAAAAAGUGGGAUGUCUGCAUUUCUUCCCAUGCCCUGCAAACCCUUAAAGAAGCCAAAUGGAAUGCUCCUCAACUCCUGCCCUUUACUGAAGAUGUGAAAACUAUGCAUGAGUACAUUGAUAAAUGUCGACCCAAAUAUCAGCAGGACCUUAAGGAGGCUCCAAACAGGAAACACUGGACUAAAUUGGCCACAUUGUCCCUUUGCGAAAUUAUUAUUUUUAACCGAAGAAGGGAGGGUGAAGUGUCAAAGAUGCCACUUACUGCGUUUACCUCUAGAAAAAUGUCUGAGAUUCAUUCCGAUCUAGCUGUGGGACUUUCUAAAUUGGAGCAAAAGCUCUGUCAACAUUUUCAACGACUUGAAAUAAGGGGGAAAAGAAAUAGGAAGGUGCCCCUGAUUUUAACACCAGACAUGAUUACGUCAAUGGAGAUCUUAGUGGAGUACCGACAGUCUUCCUCAAUCUUUACUGAUAACCCAUUCUUCUUCUCAAGGCCUGAUGCAAACACACAUCUAAGAGGAUCAGAUGCCAUCAGACAGAUAGCAAAGGAAUGUGGGGCCAAGCAUCCCGAAACACUUUCUUCCACAAAAUUAAGGAAAUACAUAUCCACCUUAUCCACUGUUCUCAAUCUUAAAGACAAUGAGAUGGACAUACUUGCCAAUUUUCUUGGGCAUGACAUUCGUGUCCAUAGAGAAUACUAUAGACUACCAGAAGGCACCCUGGAAUUGGCUAAAGUCAGCAAAGUUCUUCUGGCUUUAGAGAAGGGUAGACUGUCAGACUUCAAGGGCAAAAGUCUCAAUCAAAUUCAGAUUGAUCCAAAUGAGGAACUGGUGGAGGCUGAUGCUGACCUUUCAGAGAUGGAGGAGGAGACCACUUCACACGAUUCAAGCUUUCAAAGUGAAACGCUAAAUGAGGGCCCUCAUGGUGACCAUCAGACAGAGAAAGUGAUGGAGGCUGACAGUGACCCUUCAGAAACAGAGGAAGGUUUGAAGAAGACUUCACCAGGUCAGUGUUUUGUUUAG